CACUGUCCCCUUGCAGCCGCCGCGCGGUCCAAGUUCUACGUGCGGGAUCCGCCGCACGACAAACCCGACUGGCUGAAAGUCGGCCUGACCUUGGGCACCUCGGCCUUCCUGUGGCUCUACCUCAUCAAACAGCAUAAUGAAGAUGUCUUAGAGUAUAAAAGAAGGAAUGGAUUGGAAUAAACUUGUGGAAUAUUAACAUAGGGCGCCAUCGAGUGACGCGGCGGUUCCUCUGGAUCCCCCAGUCUGUUGCGGUGUUCAUGUGAGAUGUUGUAUGUGAAUAUUUGUCAAAUCAGCAUUUGUGUUUUACAUCAUUACGUGAAAAAAUAAAAAUGCUUCUGUAUUCAGAUUAUGUAUAUUGCGACCACUUGUAAUAUGUGACUCGAAGGGCCACCGGAAGAAGUAUUUCUCUGCGGCUGGGGCCGUCUGAUAGCAGUCAACAGCAAAGAAAUUUGCUAAGAAACUUUGUUAAGGAGAUGCUUUCCGAAAUCACUGCUGGAGGAUUUACACCUGUGUCAACUUCAAAUUUUUAUUCUUUAGUGAUCAGGAUGAUAGAUCUAUGGUAGUAUGCAAAGCAUAAAAGUACCAAAUACUGUUCUCUUCUUUACAUGAGGAAAGAGGAAUCCUGUGACCAGACAUUCUUAAGACACUAUUUUCUUGAAUUUGAAUGAUUCUCACUGGGGUGACUAUUUUUACUGGUUGAAGCAACGCCAACUUCGUUACUCCUUUUUUGUUGAGGAAAUUUGUUAUUCCUUCAUUCUUUUAUCUAUGAUUGGAUGGUUAAUACACACAAAUUAAAAUACAUUAUCCCUUAUCAAAACCUGUUCUUGUAAGUCAGUUAAAACUUAUUUACAUGCCACAUUAUUAACUUGUUGUUUAAACACUUACUGUACCAUACACUUAAAGAUUCAGUAUUUUAUGUUUCCAUUCUGGUGUUGAGAGGUUCAUUGCUUUAUAAUUGUUUAUGUGUCUUUACUCUCUGGGUGAAUCAUGACCCAAUAUUGUUGUGUGUCGCUUCAAACAGCUUCAGAUUUAUAUUAUUUCAGAGUAAUUAAUCCAAAUUCAAUGAAAAACCAGCUAUCACAGUAAAUGUUAACUUUUGAAAUACUAACUGGUAAGACUAGGUAGACCACUCUCAUCAUUUUACAAAUGCAGAUACCAGAGGUGAACAGCCAUGUGCUCAGCACCGCUAUGGUUGGGAGAAUGAUGAACCCCAGAGGUGACCAUUUCCCAGUGCCUAGAAUCUGUGUGUGUUAGGUUAUAUGAUAGUUUUAAUAAAUUAAGAUUGCAGCUGGAAUUAAAAUUUCUAGUCAGUUGACACUAAAGUGGGGAGAUUAUUUGGGCCCAGGAGUCUCUAAGUGGAAGGAGAAUGUGAUGGGGAUCUUGGAUAAGCAAAACUCAGCUGGCCACCGUGGGCUUUGAAGAUGGAAGGAGGCCAAAAGUCAAGGAAUUGGACAGUCUAGAAGCUAGAAAAGUCAUACUCUCGCCUGGAGCUUCCAGAAGGAAGUGGAGCCCUGCUAACACCUUGAUCUUAGUCCAGUAAGACCUGUGUCGGAAUUGCGACCUACAAAACUGUAAAAUGGUAAAUAAAUUUAUGUUGUCAUAACUCACAACAUUUGUUAUAUCAGCAAGAGGGAACUAUUAUGUUGUCAGAAAAGUCAUGAUGAGAUUUUUCUGGUUUUCAAACGAAAAUGCUGACUCUUCCAACAACCCAGUAAUGUCACAUGGUAAUAGAGGCAGGAAGGUGGGUAUCAACUCUCAGUUCAAGAUGCUCUGCACUAAAA
Messenger RNA from Condylura cristata (star-nosed mole), 1781 nucleotides. RefSeq names its product NADH dehydrogenase (ubiquinone) 1, subcomplex unknown, 1, 6kDa (gene NDUFC1). The transcript is spliced from 3 exons. NCBI's taxonomy places the organism in Eukaryota, Metazoa, Chordata, Mammalia, Eulipotyphla, Talpidae. The record is from RefSeq and is a predicted model, not a curated record. Gene Ontology annotation, cellular component: mitochondrion. The annotation marks the transcript as partial.